Messenger RNA from Drosophila persimilis, 4285 nucleotides. RefSeq names its product pre-mRNA-splicing factor CWC22 homolog (gene ncm). Gene Ontology annotation, molecular function: protein binding; RNA binding. Gene Ontology annotation, cellular component: catalytic step 2 spliceosome. Gene Ontology annotation, biological process: mRNA splicing, via spliceosome. The transcript is spliced from 3 exons. Bases 41 to 4117 code for a protein of 1358 amino acids. The record is from RefSeq and is a predicted model, not a curated record. NCBI's taxonomy places the organism in Eukaryota, Metazoa, Arthropoda, Insecta, Diptera, Drosophilidae.
AUUGGAACCAGAACGCGGGACCAAAGGCCUCUCACUAAAAAUGGGGGAAAGCGAUGCAGAAAGUGAUUCGUGCAGUGGCUCCAGUAGUAGCAGUGGCUCCUCGAGCAGUUCCUCCACCAGUGGCAGCGGCAGUGCCUCCAAAAGUGAUGCUGGUAGCCGUCUGGCAAGCGGUCAGGAGGAAAACGAAGAGGAAGAGCGCGGCCAGAAGGCAAAAGAAGUGGCAGAAGAAGAAGUGACGCCGGCAGAAGUAUCUAAUGAUUCCCCCGCCGUAGAGGAGCCGCCGCAAAAGAAGGAGGAGGAAGAAAAGAAAGUGCUACAAACAGACGAAAAAGUUGCCUCUCCAAAAGAGGAGGACGAGCAAAAGCAAACCGCAGCAGCAAAGCCGGAAAAACAAUCAAAUGUUGACUCUUCCACAGCUGCUGUUGCUGUUGACACGUCUGUGUCGGCUGGCGUGGAAAAAGCAGAAGCAGAAGCAGUACCGACAGCAGCGGCGCCUGCAGAGGCAGCAGAAAAAGUAGAAGAGGAAGCUAUAACAAAAUCAAUUGAAGCGGAAACAGAAACCGAAACAUCUACCCCGCAACGACCCUUGGAUGCCACAACUGUGACUAAUUCCGAUGAGAAACCGCAGCCAGAGGCAGCGGCAGUGGCAGUAACAGAGGAGGAACCUGAUAAAGAUCAUUCCGUGACCACUAAUGGAGCGGACAAUGCAGCAGCAGCACCACCACCAACAGCUGCCAGUCCAUCGAAUCACAUCGAAGAGGGCGAAAUAACUGAUGUAAGUUUUGAUCAAACAAAACUACAAGCCGCUGAAAAAAACUCAUGGCAAUCCCUUCCACAGAAGGACGACGACGACGAUAAUGUGCCGCCGCCUGUGCCUGUGCCUGUGCCCAAGCAGACGCUGGCCAGCGAAGUGCGCAAACGUAGUCGCAGUGGUGAUGAAAAGAGCCGUAACCGGCGACGCAGUCCCAGCCGCAGUCGCCGUCGCACCCGUACACGCAGUCGCAGCAAGAGCCCGAAGCGUCGCCGCUCCAGCUCCUUGGAGCGGAGACGCCGCGAACGUCAGAAGCGGCACGAGGAGCGCGAUAAACGCGAUCAGGUGCGGGCGAGGGAGCGCGAAGAUCGUCGUCGCAAUGAAAAGUCGCGCAGCAGUCGGCGCGAUGAUUCUCGCGAGAGAUCCAGGCGGAGGUCCAGCGACAAGCGGCGCUCCAGCUCGAGUGGCGGCUCCAAGAGGGCAGGUUCGGCAAUCGCCGACAAUGCCACGGUCACAAAUCCCACGGCCAAGAUCACAGAACGCCAGCGUCGCACUGUGGAUGUGCUGACAUCGCGCACCGGAGGCGCUUACAUACCGCCAGCGAAGCUCCGGCUGCUGCAGGAGGGGAUCACGGACAAGGCAUCGGCUGCGUAUCAGCGCAUCGCCUGGGAGGCGCUCAAGAAGUCCAUUCACGGGUACAUCAACAAGGUGAAUGUCACAAAUAUUGCCAUCAUUACCCGCGAACUCCUGCGGGAGAACAUCGUCCGUGGACGGGGCCUGCUGUCGAGGAGCAUCAUCCAGGCCCAGGCCGCCUCGCCCACCUUCACGCACGUGUAUGCCGCUCUGGUGGCCAUUAUCAAUUCGAAAUUCCCGAAUAUCGGCGAGCUGCUGCUCAAGCGUCUGGUCAUUCAGUUCCGCCGUGCCUUUCGGCGCAAUGACAAGCUCGUCUGCUUGUCGUCCACUCGAUUCAUUGCUCAUCUGGUGAAUCAGCGUGUGGCCCACGAAAUACUGGCCCUGGAGAUUCUCACGCUCCUGGUGGAGACGCCCACCGAUGAUUCCGUGGAGGUGGCCAUUGCCUUUCUCAAGGAGUGCGGCAUGAAACUGACGGAGGUCUCGUCCAAGGGCAUUGGGGCCAUUUUUGAGAUGCUGCGCAACAUCCUGCACGAGGGAAAGCUGGACAAACGAGUACAGUACAUGAUCGAGGUGCUGUUUCAAGUGCGCAAGGAUGGCUUCAAGGAUCAUCUGGCCAUUGUGGGAGAACUGGAGCUGGUCGAAGAGGACGAGCAGUUUACGCAUCUCAUGAUGCUGGACGAGGCCACCGAAACGGAGGAUAUACUGAAUGUCUUCAAAUUUGACGAGAACUUUGCCGAAAACGAGGACAAAUACAAGGGUCUGAGUGCCGAAAUCCUGGGCAGCGAUGAUGGCAGCGGCUCGGGCUCUGGCUCUGGCUCGGGCUCCGAUUCCGACAGCGAUUCGGAUGGUGAAAUCAACUCGGAUGCCGAAGUCGGCAAAAAGACCGAUGCCGGGGAUAUUAUCGACAACACGGAGACGAAUCUAAUUGCUCUGCGGCGCACCAUAUAUCUGACGAUCAACUCGAGUUUGGAUUACGAGGAGUGCGCCCACAAGCUGAUGAAAAUGGAGCUGAAGCCGGGGCAGGAGGUGGAGCUGUGCCACAUGUUCCUCGACUGCUGUGCCGAGCAGCGGACCUACGAGAAGUUCUACGGCCUGUUGGCGCAGCGUUUCUGCAACAUCAAUCGAAUGUAUAUACCCCCCUUCGAGGAGAUCUUCAAGGACACCUACCAGACGACGCAUCGCCUGGACACGAAUCGGUUGCGGAAUGUGAGCAAGUUCUUUGCCCAUCUGCUCUUCACCGAUUCCAUCAGCUGGGAUGUCUUGGACUGUGUCCUGCUGAACGAGGACGAUACCACCUCAUCCAGUCGCAUUUUCAUCAAGAUUCUGUUCCAGGAGCUCGCCGAAUACAUGGGCUUGGGCAAACUCAACUCCAAGCUCAAGGAAGAGGUGCUGGUGGAGAGCCUGGCGGGUCUCUUCCCCAAGGAUAAUCCUCGGAACACACGAUUCUCCAUCAAUUUCUUCACGUCCAUUGGUUUGGGUGGACUCACCGAUGAUCUGCGACGUUUCCUAAAGACAGCGCCCAAAGCAGUGCCCGCGAUCAAUUCAGAGCUCCUGUCCACUGGGGGGAAUCCAUUCCGGGAUCCAGGAUCUGCCCCAGCAGCGGGGGCAGUACCCAUUGCUGUGACUUCCUCCUCUGCCGGUUCGUCGAGCAGUUCCAGUAGCAGCAGCAGCGGAGACUCCAGCGAGCAAAAGUCGAGCACCAGCGAUGAGGACAGCGACAGUGAAUCCUCCAGCUCCGAGUCCGAGCCACAGCGAAAGCGUAAACGCAAGGAGAAGCGCAAGAAGAAGCCCAAAAAGCAGCGAAAAUCAGAGCUCAAAAAGUUAAAGGACAAAAAAGACAAAAAGAAGAAAUCCAAAAAGGAAAAGGAUAAAGAGAAGGAGCGGGGGCGCGAGGAGAAAAAGAAGCGCGAAAAGGAGAAGAAAAAGGCCGCCAAAAAGAAGUCGAAACGCAAGCGCAAGCACCAGGAGAGCUCCAGUUCCAGCAGCAGCUCUGAAAGCAGCAAGGCCUCCUCCACAUCCUCCUCAGCAUCAGAGGCCGCCUCGAGCAGCGACGACGACGACAGCGAUGGCCAGCCCCAGCCGAAGAUCAUGCGCCAGGAGCAGAGCAGCAAAAUCCACAACAACCACAACAGCAACAACAAAUUCAAGACCCGAAAGGAAGACAGCGAUGGAUUCAACCUGGAGGGACCACCCAUGGGCCGAGAACAGGAGCGCCAACCACAUUAUCAUCAUCAGCUCAAUGGAAAUGGUGCCAGGAAGCGGGAGCCAUCGUUUUCUGCCCAUGAGGAAAGACACCCGGAGCGGCGAGGGGAGCGAGAUGCCCGUCGUGGAGAAUCCCGAGGUCUUCGUGGAGACUCCGGUGGCCGACGUGGAGACUCCGGUAGUCGUCGUGGAGAAUCGCGAGGUCUUCGUGGAGACUCCGGUGGCCGUCGUCCAGAAACCCGACGAGGCGAAUCCCAAGGCCGCCGAAACGAUAGAGGAGAACAACGUGGUGGCCGCCUCGGCAGUGAUCGUGAUCGAGAACGUGACAGAGGAGAACGAGAUCAGGAAAGAAAUAGAGAACGUGAGCGGGAGCGGGAACGGGAUCAUGACCGUCGUGACAAUCGAGACCGUGACCGUGAUCGGGAUCGUGAUCACCCACGUAAUCGAGAACGUUCCCGUGACCAGGAUCGCGCCAGAAAACCAGAACGAGAACGCAGCUCUCACAAGCGCGUGUCCAAGGGGCGCGGAUAAGUUGAUAUUUAGACUGUAACGACAACAAAAUUUAGCCACAUGCAAAUAUUUUUUUUUUAUAAAUAUUUCCAUGUAAACUUUGUACAAAGAACCGGAUCUAUGUUGCUAUAACAAUUGUAAAUGUACUAAAAGCAAAACUGCAUAAAUAAACAAAUUUUAUUACACGAA